Vicia faba (fava bean) is the source of this 1230-nucleotide messenger RNA. The record is from the annotation of a GenBank genome assembly. NCBI's taxonomy places the organism in Eukaryota, Viridiplantae, Streptophyta, Magnoliopsida, Fabales, Fabaceae.
AUGCAAACUUUUAACUCAAAUGAUGUUAUUUUCUCUCCAUACUUGAAUAACAAGGAAAAGAACUUUAUAGUAAAAAUUGGUGAAUCAAGCCAAAUAAUCAAUCCCUUUAUCAACCAAAGAAACUCUCCUUUACAUCAAGUCCAAAAGAUAGAAGAAAGUGGAGAAAUUGGAGUAUUUGGAGCUGAAAAAUACUUCAAUAGAAAAGUAGUUGAAACUCCAAGAGCUUCUACAAAGCACCAAGUUGAGUAUGGAACUCCAAGUAUUAGUUCUGUAUCAACAUGGACCAGCCAAAAUGCACUCUUAAAGAAAGAUUCUGAGAAAAAUAGCAAAGAUAAGGUGUAUUCUAAGAGUGUUCUAUCAAGACUUGGUCUCAAAUGCUAUUGUUCUGAUAAGAAUUCUGUUGAUAUUAGUGAUCAUGCAGGAGAAAUCACUUUUAACAACAAAAAUUCUAACUAUGGUACAGUUCAUGGAAAAACAACACCAAAAAAGGUCUUCAAUCAUCAUCUUGACGAUGAUCUUUCGACUAAAAUAAGAAAGCCUAGCUCAGAACUUUUCAUCAAUAAAGAUGUUCAAAAGCAAGGAUUAAACAGUGAAAAGAAUAGUUUUGCUUCUAACUCAAGAAAGCACCUUGUUAAAAUGCAAAUUCCAUUAGAUGAAGAAAAUACACCAAGAAAAUCACUUGAAGUGUUUGGAUCACCAUAUCCAAUAUUGAUCAAUAACAAAAGAAGUUCCUUAAGCAUUGAUAAAAGGUUGGUAUUUCCUUCCAAAAUGGAAGAAAUUGUUGAUGCAAACUAUGAUGAUGAUGCCGGAAGCGAUGCAAGUUCUGAUUUGUUUGAGAUUGAGAGUCUGAAAGAAAAAUGUUCGAGCAAUAUUGUCAAUAGAAGGACAUCAGAUGCUGCUUCAACUUGUUACGCGCCGAGUGAGGCGAGCGUAGAAUGGAGUGUAGUCACUGCUAGUGCUGCAGUUAUGUCAGACAGUGAAGAUCAAAUGUCUGAAUUUACAAGAAGGAGUCCAUUGAAACCAAAGGUCAGUAGGGAGUUUUCGAGGCUGCGUCCCGGUAUCUUGUUGGGAUGCAAGAGCCACAAAGCUGUUAGAGUUGCUGGUGAUGCAUUCAUAACAUAUGAGAAACAAAGUUUAAGUCCAAAAAUUGGUAACAGAAACAAAAACAAUGUUAUUUCUCAGGCAUCUAACUCACCAAAUGCAUCAAAAUUACUCUACGUUUCACAAUAG